AUGAAGCAAGGAAUCAAGGAAUGUGGAACAACAAACACACUCUGGAUGAAAGAGGCUGUGUACACAUACCUGCUCAAGGCCCAGCCUUUCAAUUCUGUUGUAUAUACAGUUUACCGAGCAUGUGGCAUCUGCUCUCGGUUGGGCCUGACAGCUAAGGCAAGGAAGAGGGUGGCUGCAAAGACGAAACAAUUGCUGGCGUUGGUCAUUUCUAGUUUCCAACUCAUUGUGACAAGUGGAAAGUACAUGCAGGGGUACAAGCAGACUCUGCAAAUAAUCAGAUACGGCAAAGCGAAACUGGUUGUCCUCGCCAACAGCUGCUUAGCCUUGAGGAAAUCUGAAAUAGAAUACUAUGGCAUGUUGGCUAAAACUGGUGUCCAUCACUACAGUGGCAAUAAUAUUGAUUUGGACACAGCAUGGAGGAAAUACUACAGAGUAUGCAUUCUGACUAGCAUUGAUCCAAGUGAUUGUGAUAUCAUGGGAAGCAUGCCAGAACAGACUGGUGAAAAGCAAAUUAUGUAA
Suricata suricatta (meerkat) is the source of this 519-nucleotide messenger RNA. Its product is annotated as 60S ribosomal protein L30-like. The transcript has 3 exons. NCBI's taxonomy places the organism in Eukaryota, Metazoa, Chordata, Mammalia, Carnivora, Herpestidae. Bases 1 to 519 code for a protein of 172 amino acids. Gene Ontology annotation, cellular component: cytosolic large ribosomal subunit. Gene Ontology annotation, molecular function: structural constituent of ribosome; RNA binding. The record is from RefSeq and is a predicted model, not a curated record.